UGACUUUACUAAAGUUUGGAAAUGCUUUCCACMAAGAUAUUACCGACUAUCAUAAUGCUACUCACACAUCUCUUCCUCGUCACAAGUAAAUUCAACUGCGUCGGAACCUGCUAUUCCGGGCUAAUGUUCCCUGAACCCCGAGACAUCGUCAAMGGCAAACAUCUAAAGGGAUUCUCGUACAAAAACAUCUCCACUGAUGAUCCUGCCAAGUGUUACUCAUCUUGUGUCCAAGACUGUCGUUGUAAGGCUUGUCAGAUGAAAGAUGCAAGAUGUGAGUUUCUAGAUGAAGACAAGAAUUCAAAAACCUUGAGAGCCGAGUCAGGAUAUGUAUACUUUGAUCUCAGGCAGACUAUGUACCAAGGAUCCUCUCAUCUGAAACCAUCAGGUGUUCAAUGUUACAACGGAUGUUGUCGAUCAAAUCCUUGCCUGAAUGGAGGCAAAUGCACUGAGCAAUGCAUCUCACCUAAAGAGAAAUUUACCUGUACGUGUACUAAUCAAUAUGAAGGCAGAGUGUGUCAGACAAGGGUAUUUUAUUCGUCAUGCAGAGAUGCUUUUAACAAGUUGCCACAUGCAACAUUGAAAGAUGGAGUCUAUCUCAUUAAGCGCCCUGACAAUAAGAAGCUCUUSAAUGUUUAUUGUCAAUUCAAUAUAAAGACUGGUAWWACCUGGGUGGUAAUCGAGUCAUUUGCAUUAAAAAGCAAAGACUUAUUCAUCGACAAGCCCUUCGACAUCAACUUCAGCGUUAACCAAUACGCCUCUGUGCCCAAAUGGGAAGCUUAUCGCUUAGGWUUGGAGGAUAUGCAGUACUUUAAAGGGAUUUCCACGCUUUUUAGGUCCACCUGUAGCUACGAGAAACGAGGUAUGGCCGCAUUUGAAACUGAUUACAUCAGUGGACAACUUUCAAAAACUGAUAUAUUCGAAAACCCAAUUUACCAUAUCUGUAAAAAUUUCACAAAAUGCAACAUUAAUGGAUCRACCGUAGAGCCUUGUACCGCACGUUUGUAUCAUCAGUAUGGCAUGCAUAUUCACAUYGACCCAUGGCCGCAAGCAUUACCGACUCCWCUCUGCACUUUUACAUACAAAAGUGAUGUUGGAGGAGCUGAUUUUUUCGGAUUUUAUCAGAUUGUAGACCCAUUGUUUAAAUGCACCGCGACGCAAGACUCCACAACCCAGUGGUGGUUAGGAGAUUAACUAAGUGAUACUUGUACAUAGAAAUUUCGACGCUAAUGAAGCAAAGAAUGGUAGUAGUUCACUUGUGAACGAGUUGGAGGCUUUCCAAUAUUCUAGAAUACAACAUGCAUGCUGCCGCGAAUGCGUUAUAAGUAUAUUCCAAGACUCUUUUGCUUAAUCUCUUGAUCCUACAUAAUUAUAAGAUACUGCCCCGCGGAAUGAAAUCCGACAAUGACAUUCAAAAAUAGUCAAGAGAACCCUGCGCAUCCUUACCU
This is a messenger RNA of Exaiptasia diaphana, 1445 nucleotides long. RefSeq lists its product as uncharacterized. NCBI's taxonomy places the organism in Eukaryota, Metazoa, Cnidaria, Anthozoa, Actiniaria, Aiptasiidae. The transcript has 3 exons. Gene Ontology annotation, molecular function: oligosaccharide binding. The record is from RefSeq and is a predicted model, not a curated record. Bases 22 to 1191 code for a protein of 389 amino acids.